AUGUCUAACAAAAAAGACGACGAGAAAACACAGACUAACCCGACACCACCCGUCGACUCCUCACCUCAAUCCCAACAAACACAACCGUCAGGAGACAUUUCACAGCACAGACGUAGUCACAAAAAAAUAGUCGCUGUUGACACCAAGAGAACAAGUUUUAUGGACAACGACGGGAAUUGGACGGGGGAGAAUGUGUUUGACCAAGUCUCAUUAAUUGGAAGUGGAGGGUUUGGGGAGGUUUGGAAAGUGAGGCACAUAUAUAUGCAUUUCACAGCCGCAGCCAAAAUUAUUAAGUCUGCAAGAUCCUCCAUGGAACAAAUACAAACUGAAAUUGCCACUUUUAAAACGAUGAAACACACGAAUAUCUUGUCGUACCUUGGAACGUAUAGAGACAAAGAGUCUGUAUGGAUCGUCAUGGA
This is a messenger RNA of Entamoeba invadens IP1, 419 nucleotides long. Its product is annotated as serine/threonine protein kinase, putative. The record is from RefSeq and is a predicted model, not a curated record. Gene Ontology annotation, molecular function: protein kinase activity; ATP binding. The annotation marks the transcript as partial. NCBI's taxonomy places the organism in Eukaryota, Evosea, Mastigamoebida, Endamoebidae. The transcript has a single exon. Gene Ontology annotation, biological process: protein phosphorylation.